Formica exsecta is the source of this 2722-nucleotide messenger RNA. Its product is annotated as probable RNA methyltransferase bin3. NCBI's taxonomy places the organism in Eukaryota, Metazoa, Arthropoda, Insecta, Hymenoptera, Formicidae. Gene Ontology annotation, molecular function: O-methyltransferase activity; snRNA binding; RNA methyltransferase activity. The coding region runs from base 233 to 2278 and encodes 681 amino acids. The transcript has 5 exons. Gene Ontology annotation, biological process: snRNA modification. The record is from RefSeq and is a predicted model, not a curated record.
CGAAGCCUAAUGGAAAAUGGCGUCGCAGUGCGACAUGAGCUGUCGGCUGUCGGUCGCCGCUCGCACCAGCUCGCACUCGAUAAGCAGUUAUUCGCCAUCGUAGACGGGCACGCGUCGCAAGGUUGGCGCAAUUAUAGACGAGACGUACGAAGAGGAUUGUUUUCAAGAUAGUCGUACGUGUAAUUGGGACAAAGAGACCGGUGAGAGCAAUCGUUUUUUGAGCUUGUGCAAAAUGUCCUCUGUACAAUUGGAUCGUCCUCCAAAAUUGGGUCAAAACAACAAGAAAGAGAACGAAAAAUCUAGGAAAUCUUUCAAUACUUCGCACAAAAAGCACAACAAGCACGAUGACAAUCGUCACUUCAAAUUCAGUAACAGGAAACGACCUCAAAGCAGCUUUAGCAGCAAUGGAAAGUUCUUUCCACCCUAUAAACGCAGAAAGAAGGAAGGUGUGAUUAUACCUCCUACGAAAUUCUUACUCGGAGGCAACAUUUGUGAUCCUUUAAAUUUAAAUAGCAUGCAAGAUGAAGAAAUAAAUCGAGCCAUGAAUGCAGUAACUCCAAAAUCAAGUCCACUUCCCACUCCAAAGCACAAAAAAGAGAUUAUUGAAGUGAUUAUUCCACCAAAUAUUUGUGAUCCCUUGAAUUUGACAAAUUGUAAUGACAAUGAAGAAUACGAGAAACAGUUGAUAUCACCCACAAAGAGAAAUUCUAAAAGAAGAAACAGAAAGAGAAAGAGAGCCUCUUCUGGAUCUGGAAAAGAUGAAGCAAAGAUGAUGGAGUCUAGUGAAGCCAAAUUGAGAGAAAUUGAAGGAAACAGUGCAGCAAUUGAAUCAUCAACAGAAAGGCUUUCUAAUGAAAGAAUUAGUUUAGAGGAGGCCCAAAAUGCGCAGGAUGAAAGUUUACUGAAGGAAAAUAAGACAGAGAGUCCUCAGAAAGACAAAAAUAGACUACGAUUAAAAGGUUUAGAGGAAGUAAAAGAUAAAAGAUUGAGAAAAAUUGACACAAAGGAUAAAAUAGUGAGCCCAGUAAUACCGCAGCCUGGUGCUUGGAAGCCCAGGCCACAACAUAGGCCCAGUCAGGACAAGAAAAAGAAACAACAGCAUGCAAUGCCCAAUUUUAGGCCCAAAGAUGCUAGAUAUCAAUAUGGAAAUUACAAUAGAUAUUACGGAUAUAGAAAUCCUCAUCAUGAAGUAGAUCCUAGAUUGAAAGUGUUUGCACAGCGAAAGGAACUGUUCCUGCGGAAAGAUAUUCUGGACAUUGGAUGCAAUAUUGGUCACAUUACACUAUCAGUUGCCAGAGAUUUUGGUGCCAAAAGUGUUACAGGGAUUGAUAUUGAUAGAACUUUGAUAAAUAUUGCUCGGAAGAAUGUGAAACACUAUGUUAAUUGUGUUCAAAGUCCCGCAAGCAGUGAAGAUAAUGAUAAAAGAGAUUCUUCGGAUGCUAGCUUCUUUCCUAUGUCGAUGCCAAUUAGUUAUGGACCUGUGGAUAUUCCGGGAUUUACGAAGAAUAAGCAACAUAAGGGAUUCCCUUACAAUGUCACUUUUGUGCAGGGUAAUUAUGUGCUCGAAGAUGAUUCACUUCUAUGUGCGGAACAACCGCAAUUCGACACAAUUCUAUGUCUUUCUAUCACCAAAUGGAUUCAUUUAAAUUUUGGUGAUGCUGGAUUAAAACAAACUUUCAAACGUAUACACGCGCAAUUACGCCCCGGGGGAGUCCUCGUUUUGGAACCUCAGGGUUGGGCCAGCUAUACCAAGAAAAAGAAUCUCACAGAGCGGAUCUAUAAAAACUAUCAUAGCAUCGAGUUCCUACCGCAGAAGUUUACACAAUAUCUUCUAUCUUCUGAAGUCGGCUUUUGCAAGUGCGAGGUUGUUUCUAUUCCACCUCAUCCCUCCAAAGGAUUUCAACGACCCAUACAUCUCUUCACUAAGACCGGCGGUCCCUCUUUUACUACCGAACGAACUGACAGCGGCAUCAUGAAUGAUGCGCUGGCGAAUCGCCAAGACAGGAUAAUGAGAAGAGAUCAGGAAGAGAUUCGCGACAUAGAGAGAAUCAAAUACGAGCAGGAUUUAUUUCCAAAAGAAAAUGUCAAUAGAGGCAAUAUGUCAGAGAUUAGUCAACAUAGUGGAGAUUUGAAUCAAUAUGAGCAGUUGGCGAACGUAUACGCACCUAGCGCGACACCAUGUUACGAUACUCCAAGUCACAAUAGCGAUAGUCAACCUUUGGAUAGUCAGUCUUUAGAUAUGUCAAGGAUAAAAGAAGACAAAGAAGAAACCUCAUAAAAUAAGAAAAUAAAUUUAAAAAACAAAAGAAUUAAAAAGGGGAAAGAAAAGAAAAGAAGAGAGAAGAAAAAAAUUAAGAUAUUAAUAAAUUAAGAAAAAGAAGAAGGCGAAGAAGAUGAUUAAGAAGAAAAAGAAGAGGCAGGAAGAGAGAAAGAAGAAUGAAGAAAAUAUUAAAAUAUUAAUAAAUUAAAAAAAGCGUAUUUUUGCGCAUUUUAACACAAGAAAUUAAAGUCAACUUGAUAUUACACAGGUUUCUUUAAUCUUAUUUCCUCUUCUGAAAUUAAAUUAAUUCUGCAAAAUUUGUUUAUUUUUAAACUGAACUUUUGCUUUAGCUUUAUUUUUAUUUCUUCAGUAUUACAAAUUUUCUGCUGUCAAACUGUGAUUCAUUCGAAGAUAAAGAAUGACAAUAGAAGAAACAUAUAUGACCAAUAAACGUUAAAAAAA